AUGGCGAAGCGCCGAUCGAAGAAGAAUGUGGAGGUAGAGACGCCAAGCAAACUGGCUCCGUUGGCCGACACGACAAAUUUGCCGGUCCUCUCCCCUGCUUUCUCGCCUGCUUUUGCCUCUCCGCCUCCCAAGAGAGGCCUUCUAUCACUUACAACCCCAAACUUCAGAAAGGAAGCCCUUUUCAAGUCCCCUGCCAAACAAACGCAAACUCUUGUACAGACCAAAUCUGUGGCCACUCAAACGGACCCAAUUGCAAGCCUUGGCUUUGAAAAUGAGAUUCUUGCGAAGAGCCCAAGCCAACAACUGCAGCAACAAGCAUUCGACACACUAUCUGCACUACAUUUCCAGCAAAAGGACAAGGACUAUGUCCGUCUAUCGGUCCGACACGGCCAACAAACUUAUUUGAAAGUUCCGAACACUCGCGUGCGAGCAACAAAGAAUUCCAGUCAGCAGGCCAACAAAAAGCUCAACAAGCACUCCACUCUCGUAUUUGGACUCCUUCAACGUCUAUUUGGAGGCAAUUUGCAGCAGAUUUUGCCCUCAGUUUUAACCAGAAUUGGCAGGCAGUUUCGGUUGGCUGUCCUUCCUAUUCACGAAUGUGGAUUGACGAUUGUUCAGGCAGUUGCCCUGCGAGACCAUGUACCAACAUCCACACGAGGCCUCGAAAGGCUUGCAAAUGCCCUCCAUGACUGUGCUCCGUUUCUUGGUAAUCUCCUUUUUCCGAAGCAAUUGAGGAGUCGCAUUUCCGAUUUCGAAAAGUGCACUCUUGACAUCGAGUUAUCGUUUGAAAUGAUAUCAUUGGAAAUGAAUGGAGAAGGGAAAAUGAAACCAUGCGUCCAUGCAUGGGUGUCUAAUCCUCCUGUUGUCCUUGAAGGUCUCACUCGCAGUGCACUUGUUGCCGAAAAGUUUCAGCAAUCGCACUUGCUGUCAGCACACAAAGCUGAGAUUCUUGUGGUUCAAGGAUGUGAUAAGGGAGGCAAUUUGACUCUCAGCUUGAUGCGCAUUGCUAAUAGAUUGGAUGGGAAUGCUCCGGACUUUUGCUUCCCCCUUGCUUUCUACGAAGAUGGGCGAGAAUCCUAUGGCAACUUGGCAAGAACCAUCUACGAGAGCAAAAUGCCGUCGACCAAACCGGUUCAACCCUUUCUCCAACAGCUGCUCAAUGGCAAAUUUUACAUGCUUGUUGUUUCUGCCAGUCGCAACAAUGAUAUUGUUGAUGCGCAAUGCUUGGCUGUUGAAUUUGUCGGAUAUUCAGUGUAUGAGAAGAGCUUGGCCACCGUUAACGAUUCUUGCUGCCGCCUGCUUCCGGACGCUGACUACAGAGAACUAUCGGUCUCAGUCGAACAGGCAAAAGCUCGACGGCAGCCAACAAUGGUAACUCUGAACAAGGUUCAAAACUGUGCUUUGGCAGUGCGACUUGUGUUGUCGAAUGCCGCGGACAAAGAAAGUCUCUCAGAGGGGACGCCAUAUUCGGGCAUCCUUUUGUAUCAAUGUUUGGGGGCUCGGACUCUUAUCAGUCGGCUCCGAUUUACGUCAGCUCUCUUUGUUCCUUGCGGUGCGGAAGUUCAGGUUCGUUGUUAUGGCUGCCGGCCAUUCACUGCAGACGAUUUGAAGCUCAACAUUGCCGUGUCUGGGCAAGGCACUGCUUCAAGCAAAUACCCGUGUCCUAUCUGCGUUGCUUCCAAAAAUCAGUUCAACCAAUGCAUACACGGUCUCGUUGCAGCUCCACUUCGAGUUGGAGAUAACAACAACAACAAGCUAUACUCGAAGUUCUUGGAAGUGGCAGGUGGCAGAGCAACGAAAAUUGCCACGGACUCAUCGGCCGCAUCAAUGGAAAUCAAGGAUAAGGCAAAGAGUGUUGUUAAUCAACCUUUGCUUCUAACACCACCCUCACAGAACACAGCUGGAUCGAUGCAUGUUUGUCAGGGAAUUAUGACGCAUCUUACGAGGCGAACAUUUGAUCUCCUCCGAGCGAUCGAUCGCAAGGCUGCUUGGUACAAAGGAUUGAAAGAAGCCGUCAAACAAGCAAGCAACACUACUGACAUCAAAGAAAUGAUACGAGAAAUGCACCAAAAAGAUCGAGCCAUUUACAAGCAACUGCAGUCGGCAAAAAGGUGGCCGAAUGUACCUUCUCAAGUGGAGCGAGCUGCUAUCCUGUUAGCCAAGCGAGAACAACAUACUAUUCAGUCUGGAAUGGCUGCCUGGGUGGCCGUGGAAAAAGCGGCAGUGGAGCUCUCUUCUGCGGGACAAAAAUUCAUCAAGGACUCUGGAGCAAAGCCAGAGGGUGAGGCAAGUUUUUUGCUUUAUCAGUCGUUUUGUGUUGAUGGUGGUGUUAGGUUCAAUGUUGAACACUCUGGCCUUGAGCUGACCAACGCCAAUGGUAUCAAGGUCCUCUCCAAGUAUGAAACUAUUGCCAACCGCGUGGAACAAGCUUACAGCCACAGGGAUGAGACAUGUCUUCAGGCUGAAGUGAAGGCGGUGAUGAAGAUGUGGCGUUGUCUUGCAAAGAUCUUGCAUGAGCUGUCGGCUACCCUGAAGCGACAAUCAAAGUUAUCGGUGGAAGAAAUCGAUCGCCUCAAGAAGAUCGCCAUUGAGUAUGGACAACAGUGGACGUCCAUGAUUCCAGGAAAAGACAAUGUGUUCAACAAGCUUCACACCCUGAUUGCACACUUGACGUGCUUUGCCGAGAGGCAUGAAACAAUUGGGUUGGUUAAUGAGGAAAGCUUUGAAGCAACUCAUCCAAGGGCACAAACGAUCAGCAAUCAUGUCAAGAGCAUGGUGUCAACAGAAGGGAAAGUGCAGAAAACUGUUCAACGAUUCUCUCUGGGUCUUAACAGCGACUAUCAAACAACAAGAACAGCACUUCGGGAUGACCGAAAGACCGGGCCACGAAAGUUGAAGGAUGGCAGCAAGUAUAAAGUUUCCAACCGUACCCGAAAACACGACGUUGCACCGAUCCACGAUCCUUCUCUCACGGGCUCUCUGCCGAUACCUUCGGAGCUGAUUCGUGUUGAUAUAGACCAAGCUGUGGUCAAGAAAGAAUGGCACGAUUACUACAAUUACCUUGUUUGUGGAAGAGUUCCAUCUGCUUGGAGGAGAGCUUUUGGAGAAGACGAUGAGAUUGGCAACGUUUUUAAAGUCAAGUCAGAAUUUGUCUAG
Messenger RNA from Seminavis robusta, 3156 nucleotides. Lineage: Eukaryota; Bacillariophyta; Bacillariophyceae; Naviculales; Naviculaceae. The record is from the annotation of a GenBank genome assembly.